CUUGGCUUAGAUUUGAAAAUAAUGAAAACAGAUCACGGGGCCGGAGAAGAGUCAGUGCAUGCGCAUGCAGUGGUCAGAACUCCUUCCCGAUCCCGGCCGCACGAUCGCUCGCGAAUGUUUCUUGCACAUUUCGUGUCGUAAAUGAUUGGCGACGAGCCAAGGACAAGGCGCGAGUGCAAAGAGCUGCAAGGUGGCGGUUACCGGUUGUAGAUAGUUCCCUGAGCCCCACUCCUGCCGUCCUGGACAGAGAAGCAGAGAGAGAGAAAGAGAGAGAGAGAGAGAGAGAGAGAGAGAGAGAGAGAGAGGGGUUUGGCUUACCUCGGACGUAUAGUCCAGGUCACUGCUCGCCUCAGUUUGCCGACGCAGUUGGUUGUUUGUCGGCUGAGAAGCGUCGUACGCCUCGCCAGUCUACAGCCCUGCGCCAUUGUUUGGCGUGCGGUAUGGCGGGAGGCAGCACCAUGCCGAGUACUGCUAUACAUCGCAGAAACAGGUCGCUUGAAGAUGCCGAUCCACGCUUGGCGGAGGAAGCGCACGAAUUCAUCGACUCUCGACUGGAGUUGUUGCGUCGAAGUCAAGACGCUAGUAGAGACAAGAUUCCUGUAAUCUGUAAGCCGCUCACGAGUUACAAUCUGGACUUUAUAUUCGGUUUUGUGAACUCUUUGGACGAAGAGCGUAGAAAGUUUGUCUAUCGCUCGGUCUUCGAUGGAGAUACACAGCGCGCGCUUGAGCGAGAUGGCGUUAUCAACUGGCCUGAAGCUCAUGCCAUGGAUCGCCUGCGCUCCGUGGAGCAGCAGAUUUGCAAGCUCGUCCCGCUGCGCACUCGCGGUGACGGUAACUGUCUGCUGCACGCAGUGUCGCUGGCGAUGUGGGGUGUGGACGACACGAGCUUGCGCCUACGCUCUGCUCUGCACCUUGCCGUGGUGCAUAGUACGGCCGAGGAGAAGCUGCGCAACCGAUGGCGUCGCGCCGUGGACGCCGAGAACCGGCGCAUUGGCGUCCAACUGGAGGAGCACCAGUGGCACGUCGAGUGGAUGACACACGUGGUGCGCAUCUCCGAGCCGCGCCCAAAGGCCAACACGCAGAUGUACGAGAGUCUCGGCGAGUUCCACAUCUUCAUUCUGGCGCAGGUGCUGCGCCGGCCAAUCAUCUGCUACGCGGCGGCCACCAUGCCGGGGGCACACGGCGAGCGCUUUGCGCCCGUGAACAUGGCCGGAAUUUACCUGCCGCUGACAGCACAUCCCGUGGACUGCGUUCGGUCACCGUUGCUGAUUGCCUUCACCGGUGGCCAUUUUGUCGGACUGGUUCGCAAGAACAACACCGGCCUGGUGCCGCUCUGUCGAAAGGACAUGAGCCGGCUGCCAAUCCAGUUCCUUGAGCCGUCCGAGUCUGGCAACAAGGAGAAGCUACUGGACCGCUACCUGGCUCAUAGCUAUGCACAGAUGCCACCAUCGGCCACCAGCGACGUGUUCAUGACAUUUCAACCCAUGGACAUUGCCACAUUUGAGCCGGUGGACAUGCCGCCGGAGCUGCAGGCCCUGGCGCAGGCGUACGUGGAUAACUUCGAAGAGCUGUACUGUGCCGAUGUGGCCACGCGGUGCCGUGGCGCCGGCUGCGAGAACUACCACAUGGAGCAGAGUCCGUUCUGCUCGCGCUGUGUCAAGACCCAGCCACCGUCACCACCAGCGGUCAGAUCCGAUGUGCCGGGAGACAUGGAUGCAGCUGGAGAAGUGUCCAGCAUGAACGGCGCAAUGUCGUCGCAAGCUCCUCUCGCCCCGUCCGCUCCCAUACUCCGGGAUUCGAGCAGUGAGUUGGACCUACACCUCAUCAAUCCAAGGUAUUGCAAUGAACUGGGCUGUUUGAAAGAUUCAGAGACGCAUCUAGGUGGCUUUUGCGGAGAAUGUUACGACAGGCGCCAAGCCUCGCCAUUGACUCGCAAUCCACCACCUCGGCGGUCCCAUCUCAGUGGGAGCGGCACUGGUGGUGGUGAGCAACGUCCGGGGUCUGCUGGCGCAAGUGUAUCAAGCGUGGAUCCACCUCCGCCACUGCACCACAGUCACUCUUCACCGCCCUCAGACCCGUCCACUGAUCUCGGUAGUGCAGCUGAUGGCGCAUACAACGAUGAGAACGUGUCCGAUAUGCCUCUGAUGUGCAUCGAGCCAAACUGCCGUCACUUUGGCAGCACGGAGUUCGGCGGACGCUGCUCGCGCUGUUACGUGCAUCAUCAGACGCGGGAGAGACGCCAGCGGCCUGCCUCUAACGUAUGCCAUCACGCCGGUUGUCAACGGAAGGCGAGUGCUGGCUCUGCGUCAAGGUUUUGUGAAUUUCACAGUCUAUCCAGUGGUUCAGGCUCAACUCGUAGCAACAGCAGUCCUGCUGCGCUCUCUUCAGCUGGUAAUUCGGCUACCAGUGCUGCUAGGGUGCAGCCCAAGGCGGCACCAAAUGCUCGGUCGCCACUGUCUGCAGCUGAUACCUGUUGCACACCUGGCUGCGCGAGGACUGACCUGUCCAGUGGACGUGACUUCUGCAGUCGGUGCGUACGGGAUAUGGAGCGCCUGUGGUUGUCGACGCGACAGCAUACCCGUCGCUGGCAAUGCGGCAAGAGUGGCUGCAGCCGCCUGGUCGACAUGCCGCAGGAGUUCUGCUCUCACUGUCAGCCGCGCAAUCCGCCGCGUGCGCGUCCCUCGCCUCCGACGCUGCACGCAUGCCGCCGUAGCCCGCGCUGCAAGGAGCAGUUUGACGAGAGCGUUUACCGCAUGUACGGCGGCCUGUGCCGCAACUGCUUCAUGGAGCUGGGCGGCGAAACACGCUGCAAGACCAGCGGCUGCCCGUACUACGGCUCUCUGCGCCACGCCGGCUUCUGCUCCAACUGCGCCGAGCGGCAGAAGCGCGAGCGCAUCGCGCUGCAGCAGAGGGCGGCACUGCGCGACCUGCGCACCAUCACACGCCAGGGCAAUCCACUGGACGACUUCACACCCGCCACCGCCGCCACCUCCGCUCAAGACCAGUGCUGCGUGGGCUGUGGACGGUUUGGAAGUCUUCUCGAUCAGCAACUCUGCAAGGACUGCUUCUACAAGAGGUAUUCCUCAUCAGCACCCCGCACUACUCACCACGUUUUGAAUGAUAUCUCCUAAGUGCAGUGGUGAACAUCAUUCACAGGAGACCACUAUAGCUAUCGCGUCCCAACGGCCGCAGCCUGCUCGAUUAUCAUGGCAGCCAAUCACCAUGGCUAUAUGAUCAACAUGGCUAUUCGUUCACAAUGGCAACGUGAUCGCCGUAGCAGUGAGAUCACCAUAGCUAUUCAACGUGAUCGCCGUAGCAGUGAGAUCACCAUGGCUAUUCAAUCACCAUGGCUCUCCGAGUACACCAGGAGGCUGCCAAGCCUGCCAGGUUGCGGUAAUCGCGAGAUCACCCUGGCUUUGAAAUCAUUGCGGGUGUGAGAGCACCACGGUUGCAGGGUCCCCAUGGCUCUGGGCUCAGCACAACUGCACCGCGGACGCACAUGGUACCUAUUCUGCAGGAGGCACACUUUGGCGUAGUGACUCCCGAGAGUAGAAAUGUUAGUGCCUGCAAUGCUGAUAAUGAAUUUGUUUACUUGCGCUCUCUCUCUCUCUCUCUCUCUCUCUCUCUCUCUCUCUCUCUCUCUCUCUCUCUCUCUCUCUCUCUCUCUCUCUCUCUCUCUCUCUCUCUCUCUCUCUAUCUAUCUAUCUAUCUAUAUCUCUCUCUAUUUCUCUCUCUUUCUGUGCUAAUCUGAACAUGACGUGUUUCACCCCACUAUUAAAUUUUGUGUCUUGUAUGCAUUUUUUAACUUUCAUUUCGCUUUGUCACUAUUCCCGGCAGAUAGAACUGCUCCUUUUGUCAGAGGGGCUUCUGCUAGCCUAUGCCUAUGCCUAGCCUAUGGACAGUUCCAGCCUGGACGUAACCCUACCAAUUGUUUGUGUAUAUAUUGUCAACACACUCGUGCAUAUGCUCCUGUUCCGGCUUGAGAGACUCUAACUGACGGACAGUGCUGAAGAAAGCUGGGUGAACAACAUGCGAGUCCCAGGGGCACGCCAAGGAGAAUUCUGAUGGACAGUGAUAAAGAGAGCUGGGUGAACAGUGUGCGAGUCCCAGUGGCGUGCCAAGGAGAUGAUUCUUGCCAAAGUCUGAGCACUGAACAUGAUGUGGCAAAGAUGGCUACUGCAAGGGCUACUCAUGCCUGUCACUGGCCGGUUAGCAUGGCUUGGCUACCUGUGCGAUCAGCGCUCAUCAAAACCCGAGUAUGAAGUUCCUGUAGCCAGUCAAGAGUCUGGGCAAUUCACCCCGCUAGCUUUGCCGAAUGUGCAUUGAGCGUUUGUGAUCCUACCUUAAAAGUCUUGAAGUGAUGCUGAAGUUCGUCAGGACGUAUCGCGGCCUUAUUCUGGCGCUGAGAGAUUAUUGCACUUUUGAUCAAGUAUACUAUCUAUCAUGCUUGAAACAUGACUUCCAUAUCUGCAUUAGCUGAGCCGGCAACAAUGCCACAGCACUUUCUAUAGUGGCUUUGGUUAUUGGACCUUAGCUUGCUACUAGCGGCCCCGGUAUUGCCUCUGCAUCGAGUCGAGUCGGCAUCGAUCGGCUGCAAUGCACUUAUUUAUUAUCAUGGUGUGAUUAGGUGGAUGGUCCGCUGAACACCGGUGCCCGUUAUCUCAUAAAACCGGCACUCUUUACACUUCAUACUCUCUUUUCUGAAUCUUGCAAAGGGAGCCGCUGAGAGCUCCACCGAAAGGCAAAGCGUUGUCUGCCACGGUUUGUGUUUCUUUUCCAAGUUCAUUCAGUGAGCAGGCAACAUGCUCUUUCUGCUGACCGUUAUUGAUUGUCACAGUCUGUGUAUUUGCUAGUGCAACUAUUACUUGUGUUGUUUCAUGUGUCCCCUGUGACUGGAGUGCUUUCCAUUGUAUUGUUUACGUAGUCAUGCAGCCUCCCAGUCUGUCCUUGCCGGCUUCAAGUAUAAAUGUUACUGUUGCAUCUGUAUCACAGACUGCUUUCUGUUUUUGUAAGUGUGGUAUGUUGAAUUCCACUGAUCGGAAGCCAUCAUUAUAGGCACAUGUACGCACAUAUUUUGCCACCGCUGAAGUAACUUCACAUAGUGCUAACGAUACUUUGAGACUGAGUCACAUGCAUAGUGAGUGCUGUCUCUUCUGAACUCCCACAUAAUUAUAUACCUGGUAUACCUGA
Molecule: messenger RNA, 5190 nt
Organism: Sycon ciliatum
Lineage: Eukaryota; Metazoa; Porifera; Calcarea; Leucosolenida; Sycettidae
Product: tumor necrosis factor alpha-induced protein 3-like
Exons: 1
Coding region: 441-3131 (896 amino acids)
Biological process (GO): protein K33-linked deubiquitination; cytoskeleton organization; cell migration
Cellular component (GO): cytoplasm; nucleus
Molecular function (GO): zinc ion binding; cysteine-type deubiquitinase activity; DNA binding
Source: RefSeq, a predicted model, not a curated record